AUGGAACACCGUUCAUUGUUUUGUUUGAUGUAUUGCGUAAGUUUUUCUUUGACUGUCUGCAAAAAUAUCACUGGACCAGGAGUAUGUAUGCCACCGAACAGCUCAAUCAUCACAUGUUGUUUGGGAUAUAUUCUAAAACAAAAAAUGUGUUUCGAGUGUGAACCAGGCACCACAGGUAAAAACUGUUCCAUGACCUGUCAGCCUGGAUACUAUGGACCUUUUUGCAGUAAACCAUGCUUUUGUGUCUCUGAAAUGUAUUGUGAUCCUGAAAGGGGUUGCCUUUGUAACCCAAACAGUGUUAACUGUACAGAUCAAGAUCAGAAAUUGACAACAGAAUAUGCCGAGAAUUCAACAGUUUAUAAGUCAAAUCAUAAAUCACAAUUCAUUGACGAAAACAUCCUCCCCUCGUUGGUAUUUGCUAUCACUGUAUUGCUCAUCAGUAUUAUAUGUAUCAGAUUGCUGUAUUCAAAGAUAAUGAAAAGAAAAGGUUAA
Magallana angulata is the source of this 492-nucleotide messenger RNA. RefSeq names its product multiple epidermal growth factor-like domains protein 10. Lineage: Eukaryota; Metazoa; Mollusca; Bivalvia; Ostreida; Ostreidae. The record is from RefSeq and is a predicted model, not a curated record. The transcript has 6 exons. The coding region runs from base 1 to 492 and encodes 163 amino acids.